AUGAAGGAGCGCAUCACCUUCAUCCACCCUCCAGGGGGCGAGCUUGAUCCAAAAGACUUCGAUGUGCAGCCUACCGGAUUGCUUGGCCCUACCAUCAACACCAUGCGCGAAGAUAGAUUCACUAUCCCUAUAAACGAGAUACCGGCCAAUUUUGCCUCUGUUCUGCGCGACUUCAGCUCUCUACAGGUUCGAUGGGCCAGCCCCCGGCAACAGAACACGAUAAGCCCGUUCAGCUCCCGCAUAUCGCCAGGAUUCCAUGUCUCUUAUACGUCAGCAAAACAAACGGACGUGGACCCAUCCAAAUUGUGCAGUCUGCUACAAGCCUUUGGACCAGUAGGAUGCGAGUCAAGAGAGGCCUUUACGGAACAUGAGCGCAAAUCACGCGAGACUACAACAGGGCUUUACUUCCAUCAGCACAUUGAAGCCCUGGAUGGUUUCAUGGCUUACUUCUCAACCACCUUCUGCACCAAGCUUGAUCCAGAAUGCGAAGCAAGAGUCAGAGGACUGGAUACUGCUGCCUCGCUUGAUAUAACAUACUCUGCAGAGGAGCAAGCCGUCAAAGUAACAGCAUUCUGGCCGCUGCGAAGCCAAAGCUUGGUAGCUGUAGCCGCUGACAAUAGACGUACCGAGGUUGGCAUCAUGGGCUUGGACGAGCCCGCAAAUAUGAAGCCGCAUGAGCUUGGUGUCUCGGGCACUCUUACUGUUCUUAGAGAACAUACAAAGCCAAGCGCGGUCUUCUUCGCCUUUCCGGCCCGACACAGAGCCAGCCCUGCAUCGUUCUCGUCGCGCUUUUUGUCGCCUACUGGAUUGCACCCGACGAUGCAACUUGGGUUCGACUCCAAUAAGCCGCCAGUGGAUGGAGACAGCUGCAAAAUGUACACAUACCUGACGCUGCCGAGGACAAUCUUCGCAGACAGAUAUCAGCUAGCCGAUGACCUGUUCCUGGCCUCCAAGAACCUGACCGCGGCUCCGUACUCGAGCCUCCCCGUCGAUCUCGAAGCCCCAGAAUACACUACUUCAGUUUGGGGAUCGACGGUCUUGUUGCAGCUCGCACCUCCUGCGAUGCGCGCGUUUCCCGAUGCGUGGACAGCGGAGGUGCCGCUCCACCUCCGCUACCUCAGACCGUCUGAGACAGGCAUUGAGGAUAUCGAGGUUCCAUUUCCCGCAGUGUUCUGGGCGUGCGGCCCUGUCAAGUCGGCCGAUUUUACGAAGAGCCCCUUUGAUAGGAUCCAUCUUGGAUAUGACGACCUGUUCGAGGAUGGGACUGUAUUUUGGCAUGUCUACCCACGCGGACACGGCGGGAACCGUGUCAUGGAAAGCCGGCUGACGAGCAGCAUCUCGGUCCCGGUUCUCAACGCCAGCGCGUCCGGGUGGGUUGAAACUGGUACUACGGUCGCUAUCUCUAUUGGAUUUGCGUGGAUUCUAUGGAAACUGCUGAGUGCGGUUUUGCAAUUUGGAUACAAGAGCAAUGCAACAGAUGCACCUGCCAGCAGCAGCGCAGCUGCGAAGAAGGAUGACAAGAAGAAGAAGCAGUGA
Messenger RNA from Cordyceps fumosorosea ARSEF 2679, 1536 nucleotides. RefSeq names its product protein pbn1. The record is from RefSeq and is a predicted model, not a curated record. The coding region runs from base 1 to 1536 and encodes 511 amino acids. Gene Ontology annotation, cellular component: endoplasmic reticulum membrane; glycosylphosphatidylinositol-mannosyltransferase I complex. NCBI's taxonomy places the organism in Eukaryota, Fungi, Ascomycota, Sordariomycetes, Hypocreales, Cordycipitaceae. Gene Ontology annotation, molecular function: mannosyltransferase activity. The transcript is spliced from 3 exons. Gene Ontology annotation, biological process: protein processing; GPI anchor biosynthetic process.